Knipowitschia caucasica is the source of this 861-nucleotide messenger RNA. Lineage: Eukaryota; Metazoa; Chordata; Actinopteri; Gobiiformes; Gobiidae. The record is from the annotation of a GenBank genome assembly.
AUGGACAUUAGGUCUGGUUCUGACUUUAGUCCAAACACCAGAACUCUGCAGGGACCAGGAAGCAGCAGGGACCAGGACACGGCAGGGACCAGGAAGCAGCAGGGACCAGGACACGGCAGGGACCAGGAAGCAGCAGGGACCAGGACACGGCAGGGACCAGGAAGCAGCAGGGACCAGGACACGGCAGGGACAAGGACGCAGCAGGGACCAGGACACGGCAGGGACCAGGAAGCAGCAGGGACCAGGACACGGCAGGGACAAGGACGCAGCAGGGACAAGGACACGGCAGGGACCAGGAAGCAGCAGGGACCAGGAAGCAGCAGGGACCAGGAAGCAGCAGGGACCAGGACACGGCAGGGACAAGGACGCAGCAGGGACCAGAACACGGCAGGGACCAGGAAGCAGCAGGGACCAGGACACGGCAGGGACAAGGACAGCAGGGACAAGGACGGCAGGGACCAGGACACGGCAGGGACAAGGACGCGGCAGGGACAAGGACACGGCAGGGACAAGGACACGGCAGGGACAAGGACACGGCAGGGACAAGGACGCAGCAGGGACAAGGACGCGGCAGGGACAAGGACACGGCAGGGACAAGGACGCAGCAGGGACAAGGACACGGCAGGGACAAGGACACGGCAGGGACCAGGACACGGCAGGGACCAGGACGCAGCAGGGACCAGGACACGGCAGGGACAAGGACACGGCAGGGACCAGGACGCAGCAGGGACCAGGACACGGCAGGGACAAGGACACGGCAGGGACCAGGACACGGCAGGGACCAGGACGCAGCAGGGACCAGGACGCAGCAGGGACCAGGGACAAGCUGCUAUGAACAAAACCGCAGCUGAUACAAUAUGA